Messenger RNA from Manduca sexta (tobacco hornworm), 2204 nucleotides. RefSeq names its product DNA-directed RNA polymerase II subunit RPB1-like. The transcript has a single exon. The record is from RefSeq and is a predicted model, not a curated record. The coding region runs from base 31 to 1572 and encodes 513 amino acids. Lineage: Eukaryota; Metazoa; Arthropoda; Insecta; Lepidoptera; Sphingidae.
AACACAAACAACUGUUCGUUAGUCUCUACAAUGGCAAAGAUCGGUACAGAAGUGUACAAGUUUAUUUUAGUGACUACAUUAUUAUAUUAUAGUGAAACGUGCAACUGUGACCAAGGAAAUGUGUUCGUAUCCAAUUUAAAUGAUAACGUUCAAGGUCCUUAUUACAAUCUCUUUGAACAUCCAAUCAGUGAACGGAUCCGUUUGCUGUUUAACCGGAAUCAAAACCGUCAGCUGCCAAUUGAGAAAUUUAAAAAUGAAGGAGAAAGGAACAUUCAAGAUUUAUUCAAGAAAUUAAAAAUCUCUGCAAAUUCUAGGACAGAGUCUUUAAAAACACAGAAGCAGCAUCGUCUGCUUCCCAGAAGAUUGGUUCGACAAGCAUAUCCAGAGUAUAAACCUAGUUUAUACCCCAGUCUGCCAACGCCGCCGCCGAGCUAUCAUCAACAACCAUAUUAUAAUAAUAAUUUUCCUCAAUCAAACCUAACAAGUUAUACGCCUCCUUUCAAUCCUCAAUGGCGACCUACGAAUAUGCACAAUUAUUCUCAACCUGGCUACCCAGGAUACCCGGGGAGUAAUAAUGGUAACAACUACCCCGUUAACCCGAGCUCUUAUAACCCGACUUAUCCGCAUCCCCGACCGUCAGCACCUGUUAGCCCAAAUCCAGCCGACAACCCAAUUUUUGGCCACGGUCAUGGCCACCGAUAUCCUUACCAAACACCUACAAAUUAUAGCUUUGGGCCACAAAACCCAUCGGGCUACCAACCUCCUUUGGAUUCUUUAAAUAACUACAAUCGUCCCUCUAAUUGGUCAUCUUACGGUGUUCGUAAUAAUAGUUUUAACUAUAAUCCAAGUCAAAGACCCUAUUAUCCAUCCGGAAACAGUACACCGAGUCCAUAUAGGCCGAGCUACCCACCCCAUUCUUCAACUCAAAGAUACUCGGCACCUUAUAGUACAACUCAAAGAACUCCAUUUCCAUAUAAUCCCAAUCAGUUUGGUCCUUACAAUAAUUCACAAACCGGUUUUUACCCAAACGGGCCAAAUGUCCCAGGGUAUAAUAAUCGCCCGACAUCAGGUGGUCACCAAGGACCGUAUAACCAAGCUCCUUAUCAUUCCAACCACAAUGUUACUGGUUUUCAGACCAGACCAGUGAAUUCAAGUUACUCACAUCAAACUUGGCCUCAUGACGCUUCGCAUAACGGAAAUCGGCCAUAUAAUCCUGCCCAGUAUCCGUCAAGUCCCUAUGGUAAUAAUUUUCCCAAUAACUACAAUUCAAAUCCAGGACAGUCAAAUUCCUAUGGAUAUAAUUUGACAGGAGUCAGUCCCUAUCAAGGUGUAAGUUUUAAUGGUUAUAACAAUGCUACACAGCCAUACAAUCAGUAUCCCGGAAGUACCCCUGGUUUUUACCCCAAACCUCAGAACAACGGCACCAGCACAUACAGGCUUGCCGAUUACUACACGCCUAACAUACCAAACCAACCUCCACGUAAAGAUAACUUUGGACAAGAUAAUUUAUAUUAUCCGUCGAACGCAACACUCGACCCCACUAGAGUGUCUCCGCACCGUUUCUCAUAUUAAUUAAAUUAAACCUAGUAGAUAUUACACUUAGCUCCACCCACGUGUAUUCCUGGAUCCUUUCAAAGAAUAAAUGUCCCAUUGUAUAUUUUUUCUUUAUUUAUGGGUUAAAAAUAAUCCACAUUCAAUUAUACACGAAUUUUCGGUUUAUAUUAAUCAAAAAUAGGAUUGAAAAGCUGGUGAUUGAUAGUUUUUUUAACCGUAUAAAAAUUAUACGUUGUGUUUUAUAUGCACGACGUAAUUUAACUCACUAUUUUAGUGAAACAGAUGUAUUUAAUAAAUGAUAUAAAACAGUUCUGUGCCACUUGCAAGCAAAACAAAGUAUAAAAAUCACCGAAAUCAGGCUUUAUCGGUAUAUAUAUAAAGCCUGAUCGCAAUUUUAUUUUUAUCUCUUUUAGUUUUUUGUAUUGUAGAUUUAUUUAAUUACACACUGUAUAAAUUAUUUUUUUAUCAUGUCUAAUGCAUAUUUCUUUAAAAAAAAUCAAUCCGCAUAGUUGUUGUUAUUGCUUAAUCUUUUUUUGGAUUUGUCCCAAUAUUUUGUAAAAUUACUUAAAGGUCCAAACCCGUUGAUAAAAUGUUUGUCUUCACAAUAUUUAAAUAUAUUUCAAUUAAAUAAAACAACAUAAUGUACUCAA